Molecule: messenger RNA, 7693 nt
Organism: Labrus mixtus (cuckoo wrasse)
Lineage: Eukaryota; Metazoa; Chordata; Actinopteri; Labriformes; Labridae
Product: synaptotagmin-2-like
Exons: 11
Coding region: 308-1600 (430 amino acids)
Biological process (GO): synaptic vesicle endocytosis; regulation of calcium ion-dependent exocytosis; cellular response to calcium ion
Cellular component (GO): dense core granule; synaptic vesicle membrane; axon
Molecular function (GO): phosphatidylserine binding; calcium ion binding; clathrin binding
Source: RefSeq, a predicted model, not a curated record
GGAAAAAAAAAAACUGCAGUGUGUGUGAGUGUGUGUAGUUUUCAUCCCUCCCCUGAGCAGAUCUGUAUCAAUUUGUGUACUCCAGUCUUGGGGUGCAUUUGAAUGGGUGUCUGUGUGUGUACAUGUGGCAGAGUUUACAGGAGGACAGAGUUGAAGUGUCUCGGAGCCUGAGGAGACCGGGGAGAGCUCUGCUUCCAGAGGAGAACGACCUGCACUAAAGGAGUUUCUGACUGACAAUAUCCUCACUGUGAUUACCUCCCGACACUCUCGAUAUCCGAGAUUUUGCUGGACUGUGUGUGCAGCCUAAAUGAAGUGGAACUUGUUAAAGCAGACAACGCCCAUGGUCGCUGCCAAGCCAACGGGGGCCAGUGCCUUGACUGUGACUCCAGCCCCCGUCGCAUUAGUCUCCGCUGAUAACUCCACCGAGCCGGUCGACAAGAACGAUGCCUUCGACGAGAUCAAGAACAAGUUCCUGAAUGAAAUCGACAAGAUCCCACUGCCGUCCUGGGCCAUCAUUGCCAUCGCUGUGGUCGCUGCUUUACUCAUUCUAACAUGCUGCUUCUGCAUCAUCAAGAAAUGCUGCUGCAAGAAGAAGAAGAACAAGAAGGGCAAGAAGGGGAAGGGUGACAUGGGAAUGAAGAAUCUCAAAGGGGGAGAGAAACAACAGGAUGACGAUGACGAAGAAGAUGACGUGGAACCCGGACUGACCGGAGACGAGAAAGAGGAAGAAGUGAAGGAGAAAGAGAAGCUCGGGAAGCUGCAGUACUCCAUUGACUAUGACUUCCAGGAGAACAAGCUGACUGUGGGGAUCCUGCAAGCAGCUGACCUCCUCUCCAUGGACAGCGGCGGCACCUCUGACCCCUACGUCAAGGUCUUUGUCCUCCCAGACAAGAAGAAGAAGUACGACACAAAGGUCCACAAGAAAACACUCAAUCCCGUCUUCAACGAGACCUUUACCUUCAAGAUCCCGUUCCAAGAGAUGGGAGGAAAGACUCUGGUGAUGUGCGUGUACGACUUUGACCGCUUCUCUAAACAUGAUGUCAUCGGGGAGAUUAAGAUACCCAUGAUGGCUCUUGACCUGGCAAAGCCGGUCGAAGAGUGGAGAGACCUGGACAGCGCAGAUCAAGAGGAGCCGGAGAAGCUGGGUGACAUUUGCAUCUCUCUGCGUUACGUCCCCACUGCUGGAAAACUUACCAUCUGUAUUCUGGAGGCCAAGAACCUGAAGAAAAUGGACGUGGGAGGACUGUCAGAUCCCUAUGUGAAAAUUAACCUGCUGCAGAAUGGGAAGAGGCUGAAGAAGAAGAAGACAACAGUGAAGAAGAACACUUUGAAUCCGUACUACAACGAGUCCUUCAGCUUUGAGAUUCCUCUUGAGCAGAUGCAGAAAAUCCAAGCUGUGAUCACAGUGCUGGAUUAUGACAAGAUUGGCAAGAACGACGCCAUCGGGAAGAUCUGGGUGGGAAGCAAGUCCACAGGGGCUGGCCUGAAACACUGGUCCGACAUGCUGGCCAACCCCCGUCGCCCCAUCGCCCAGUGGCAUCCACUGCAGCCAGAAGAGGAGGUGGAUGCUUCCCUCGCAGCCCUGAAUGCCAAGAAGUAAAAAUCCCACCUCCACCUUACCUACCCAUACAUUUCCCACCAUCUUCCCCGGGUCCCACAUAUCAGUGUAUAUUCCAGAAGAACACUCCAACUGUACAUCUGCUCCCUCCACCCCCUCCUCCUUCCUCUUCCUCUCCCUCCGCCACCUUUCAAAAGAUCCAUGAAUACCAUUCAACAUGAUGGGAUAUAUAGUUUAAAAAAAAAGCAUCAUGUUAAAAGAAAUCAUGUCAUUGAAAAAAGAAGACAAGUCACAGGAUGGACAGAUACUCCGUUGAUUUCCUUUAGAUCUAUUUUUGUAUUGGGGUUGUGGUUCCAUUAAUAAGAAUACAGAGUAGACUAUGAAGAACAGUACGAGUCUUAAAUGGGGAUCUGGUGAUAGAGGGGAUAACACAUACAUUCACUCAUGUUGUACUUCUCACCCUUUCCCUUUAGUGACACAGUUUGCUUAGAAAUAGUGCUUAAUAAUAAUAAUAAUAAUAAAAUGCUUUAUACUGCCAUAUAUGAUAGAGAAAUAACACAAGCAGGUCCAUUCCUUAGGUGUAUUUAUUGUGCACCAUGUUCCACACCUGCCAGUAAUCAUUCUAGAUGAUUAUGUUAGUUUGACGUACAUUCCUAGAGUUGGGUAGCGAGUAGGGAUAGGCACAUAUCCGGUUACCCACAAACACACUGCCUUUUUUCGAUUGGUUAACCUUCCACCCGUCGUCUCAGGAAAACUGAGAGGGAACUGAAACUCCAUGCCUUUUUUCUCUAAAUGGGUUGUUAUCAUUCAAAUAUUCCAAGAAAUGGGAAAUUGUUGGAUUCUAAAAAAAAAAAAAAAAAGCUUGAGCGCUUGUUUUUUUUGGGUUGACGUAAGGCUCAGUUUAUCCGUGAAAUGGUAUGUCAGGGAACAGGGAGGGAGGGAUUUUCAGUUAGGAAAAAAUAAAAAAGCGUUUGUGUAUAUUUUGACUGCGAGUGUCAUCCGAACAACAAAGAAGCGAGGAAAUAUCAGAGCAGGUUCAACAGAGACUGAUUCCACCCACCAAUGACAUGAUAUUUACAAGGUGUUGAGUACUGCCUGCAGUCUACCACCUCCCCUCCCAACGCCUCUGAUUCUGUAUCUCACUUGUUCAGUGCUACUGCCAUUAGUCAUGGACUUGACACAAGGGUUUUACUUCAAAGAAGAUCCCUAUAACCGUCUUACAGUCAUAAAGGAGACAAGCCUUCAAAGUAACAAAAUAAGCAAUUUUCAACUACCAGGGACGCCUUCCAGUUAAGCGGUGUUGUUCUCUUCAUUUCUUCCGUUCUCAUUAGCUUUUUUUUCUCCUUUUUGUUAAUUUUUUACUCCAAACACUUUUAUUCCUCAAGCACUUUAAAUCCAAAUGUUGUGUUUAAGUACCCUCAGAAACCAGAGCUUUAAUUAUUUAUUUUAAGAAUAACUGCUGGUUAAAAUAAAGAGCAAGGGAGUACAUUUUGUAAGCAUUUUUAUUUUAUUUUUUUCGCCGUUGCUUUUAAUGUAUGUGUUUGGAUUGUUUGAAUAUUACAUUUCUCACUUGAUUGCAAGGACACGGUCUGGAAGGAGGCACUGAUCCAUGUGUAUAUAUUACACAGCUUACCAAACUGUUGAAUUUAAUUGCACUACUGGGUAUUAAUUAUUCUGUUCUGUGGUAAUUUGACGCUGUUCUCUGAUCUGUGUUUUUUUUAUUUAUUGAUCAAAUGUUGUGAGAUGGAAGUUUUCUGUGGCUCAUGUAACAUGCCAGAUGGUUCUCCUCGUGUAAAUGGAAUCCUCAGAUGAAAAAGAGACAGGUUUCAAUGCUGCGUCCUUUUUAAUCAAUAUUCUGUUACAGAAAAAUGAAGGAUGAGCUCGAGACAAAUUUAAAAUGAAUCAGCUCUGAAUAAAUUGUUAAAAGCAUAAUUAAAAUCCUGACAUGAGUCAGUGCCAAGGUAAUUAUUCAAAUCAGUAAUGCCCGUUGACUGUGCCAGAAAAUGCAAAGUCAAUGUAGACAUUACCGCAAUUCUUUGGGGUAAUUUGAUGAAUGUUGGCUCUUGUAUCUUUCUCUGUUGGAAAAUGUGACUUUUUAUUUUUGUAUAACCAACAUAGACCAUGUUUAGAUUUAUGUUUCACAUCUCACAUGAUGUUUUGUUCUUCUGUUAAAUGAAGCAGCACUAAAGAAAAUGGCAACAUGGAAGCAAUCAAGCAACCCAUUGGUGUGUAGUUUUGCCUAUAUACAUAGUUCAUACACGUUGAUACUGCAUGUUUAUACAAAAAUACUGUACAUAAGAGCAUGUUUUAGAGACGAAGCAAAAAUAUCUCGUGUACGUAAAUGGGUGUCAUUUGUCAUUUUAAUAACACGACGAAGGGAAAAAAAAAAGAUGCACUGUAUAUUUUCUAAAUGAAACAAAUGUGUAUUUAUUUUCCAUGAGGGUCAUUGGAGAGAAUGUCAUACAAAUAUUAGAGUACUACUGCUAAUAAGAACCUUUCCACGCCUGAAAUUCUUAAGCAAGUGUGUCGUCCAGUACUGUGUGUGAGUUCAUGUAGGAUGAAAAUGUAGCCGCAUGCUUGCUAUCUAAUUCCUUGUGAUCCAAAAUCUUAUUUUGAUGCCAUUUUUAUGCCAUACUUUUUUUUUUUGUUACAGCACUUAUCUGAAGGCCAAUGUUUUUUCUGAAUUUUAUUACUUUUUAAAAAGAUAUGUGUUGAAUUUUUAAAUGCUUGGGAUGGAUGGAGGGGCCUCCAAGUCUAGAGAACAUUUAAUUUUAUGUGACAGAUUUGGCAUGGAUUUAUUCAGAAAAAUCACAUUAAAGUAGAUUGAAUAAUUCAGCAAUCUGUAGGUGGAUGUAGGAGUCAAUAUUAAUGCCAGUUCUGAUACGGAAUCAAGUCUGUUGGACCAUAUCUUUGUAUGAAAAUGUAUUUCCAGGGGCCAAAUUAUGAGUCCUCCCAUUCCAGUGAACACAAAUGACUUGGAAUCCCUUCUUCUCUCGUUCUUCACUUGGAAGUUUUUUAUUUUAUUUCCACUUCUAUUUAAAUGACCUGAAACCCUUCACGGCUGUGUCUCUUUUACUGUGUUUAUUAUACAAUACGUGUAUGUGUAUACAAGAUAAAUGAAUAAGAUAAAACUAAAGCCAUAAAACUCAAGCACUAACUCUUUAGAGCUCAGCUGAGUAGCUAGAGUUUAUUUAUGAUGAAGAAAAAAAAACCCAACAUGUCUUCGGUUUCCUUGGCCAGUGUUUCUCUUAAUUACAUUCCGUUCAGAGGUCUUUUGUUCAUCAAGAGGGCGAAAUCCAUUUUACUGUAUAUGUGAGCAUUGAGAAAAGUUGUGAGUUUAGUAGAGUGAGUGUGUCUUUUUCUACUUUCUGAGCUGUUGAUGUCCUUGUUUCAUAGAGGUAGCUGAUUUUACAGUAUUGUGAUUAGUAAUGUAUAUGCCUUGUUUUGAUAGUAUAAAUAAUAGAUCUAAUAUCACAAUAGGUUCUCAAUAAUACAACUAAAUUUAUAUAUACAUAUAUAGAUAUAUAGUAUAUGAGAGUGUGUACUAUUCUUUGGGCUGAGUGCAAUUUAAGAACCAAACUAUUCCACUCUUCACAGUUUCUCUUCUUCCAGUUUAGCUGCAGAAGGUACUCGUAAAAACAUGUACAAUCAAUAACACACUGCUGGUUAUUUACUGCUCACGCUGAUUGUUUUUUGUUAGCUUCUUAAGCAUAUUUCUUAAGUGACAAAACAAUAUGGAAAUCCAAAAGAACUGAAACAAACAAACAAACAAAAAGGAACUUACAAAUGUGGCACCCAAGUUUUAGGCCUGAAUUACUUCCAGAGAACUAUGCACUGAGCUAUGAUUUUAAUGAACAGAAAUAGCCUACGUAGAAAAGAAAAUCAUGUCAAGCACAUGACGUGAAAUCAAAGACGUAAUUGUUGAAAUUAAAUUAUUAUCUUCUUUGCCAAGAGAUUAAAAAAGUGAUACCUCUUGUGUUCGCGCAGUAAAUAUAAAGCCAGAGCUAGCAGAAUGCAAGUUUAGCCUAGCUUAGACUAGCUAAGGCAAAAAAGCUGAGAACAGAAGCUAAAAGUUAGCCUAGCUCAGUCCAAAAGAAACUAAAUCCAUCUGUCAGAAUUUUUAAAGCUCUCUGGACUUUUUAUAACCUCCUGGAGAAUAAAAAAUAAUCCAUUGUCACUGCUCUGCGUCAAGAAAUAGUCUGAUAAAUCACCCAGUGUUGUUUAACAGUGUACAGACAAACUACAUGAGAUGUGUAAAAGAGUGAGCGUUUGAGGUGCUGUUAGGUAUCUUUUUUAUCUUUGUAUAGAGCUGAACAAGCUUUUCCUCCCUGUUUCCAGCCUCCGCUCUAAGCUUAGCUAAGCUAGCAGUCACCUAGCUACAGCCUUUUACUUCAAAGCUGGAACAGGUGUAUCAAUCCUCGCUCUUCUUCUCGUAAAAACUCUGAGAGGUGAGAAGGCAAAUAUUUCCUAAAAUAUUCAUUUUCCUGUCCCUUUAGGUUGACCUCAUUUGCUGAUUUUUUUAUGAAGUACUGCCAUUGAUCCCUUCUAGCAACAAUCGCCAAUGUGUCGUGUUAUAAGACACAUUAUCUAAUGCAAUAUUAUAGUUAUUCACUGUCCAGUAAAUGCUAUUGACUGUGACCAAAUAAUGCACUGAGGACAAUUCACAAAUAAGAUUUCAGUGUGUUUCAGAAAUACUGCCAGUACUAGAUCACAGCUGCCAGCAUUCGUCAACAAUGUUUGAAUCGGCAAAGCCAAAAUAACAAUUCAUGCAGAGGCAAACAGAUCGCAUCAAGUGACCGAUGGGGCAACUGUGAUUUCAGGUAAACUUAUAGCACAUUCAAUCGAUUUCUUUACUUCUUGCUUUUUCUGCUUGGGUCACCACAGUCACUUGACCACCUGAGUUCUAUGGGGGACAGAAACUGGGAGUGGGAGCUGUGUGUGCUUGUAGGCUAUGUGUCAGAUAAAUAUUUAAAGUGAAGGCCCUCUAGCAGAAACAGUGCAAAAAAAACAACAACAGUCAAAUAUACAAAUAGAAUAUACAGUACAGGUCUGCAUGUAUGGGACCCAUUACUCAUUCCUAAAAUGUACAUGUGUGUGUGUGUAUAUGACCGUAACACUCAAAUGAUCUCAGUUAAGUUUUAGAUAUAGGUUUUUUUCUGCUCUGUGUAGAUGUACAAUACCUUAUGCACAACUGCAUCUGAAACUGACUGCUGUUUCAGCUGUGCACAGACCGUUCAAUAAGCACCGUUCACGCUGUUCUUUCUUUUUUUUUUUGUCUUAUUUUGAACAAACGCUGGGAUUUAAAAAGGGAAAGCUUCCAAAAGUUCAUUAGAUCAUUUUACCACCUUGUCAAAAUGUGUUGAGAAGCCUCUCAGCCACCACUUUAAAAAAGAACAUGUUGUCUUGUCUCCUCUAUUACUCGCUGUAUUUCUUCUUUGUAUUCUUAGUGUGUAAUCACUCCUUUCUGUCCUUUUUUUUUUUUUUUUUCGUUGUGAUGUAUGCUGUUAAUGUAGAAUGUAGGUCUGUAUUGGAAUCAAUGCAAGAGUCACAUUUGCUUUCUGUUUGCGUCUGUGUCCUGUUUAAAUGUAACCAGCUAUGUUCCAUCAGAGUCGAUAGGAAGCAGGCUCACUGAUUUCUCCACGGAAUCUGCUUCUGCUGAGCGUAAAGAAAGCCGGCCUUCAUGUUUACAACAUGGACAUACUGUAUACUGCCAAACAUGCAGGACCGUACCAAACUCCCCCCUUGAGCGCUUAGUCCUCCAUGCCUCAUCCCUGAUGCAACUGUACUCUCAAGACUCUUUUUUCCUUUUCUUUUCUCCCGCCUCUUUCUCUUCUUCAUCAUCUUUUAAAAGCGUGGGAGGACGGUCAGGUUGUGUCCUCUAGCUGUGUUUCUUCGUGUCUAGUGUUGUGGUGCGCGUGUUCAUGUCAGUACUUGUGCCUACUGUGGAUCGCAUGCUUUAGCCCUUGACUGGACACAAACGUUGCUCACAAACUCCUCUUGACCCUUAUGUGGACAAACGUUGGGGAUCCUUCUAAAGUUAUCAAGGGAACCAAAUAACUUAUUACAAAUUUAUCAUAUGUGUUACCAGUUCUGUAAAAAAAAGACAAAUAGGAAAUAAAGGCCUUUUAAUUACCA